Molecule: messenger RNA, 2284 nt
Organism: Trematosphaeria pertusa
Lineage: Eukaryota; Fungi; Ascomycota; Dothideomycetes; Pleosporales; Trematosphaeriaceae
Product: ANTH-domain-containing protein
Exons: 5
Coding region: 214-2202 (662 amino acids)
Biological process (GO): vesicle budding from membrane; clathrin-dependent endocytosis; clathrin coat assembly
Cellular component (GO): clathrin-coated pit; clathrin-coated vesicle
Molecular function (GO): clathrin heavy chain binding; SNARE binding; 1-phosphatidylinositol binding
Source: RefSeq, a predicted model, not a curated record
ACAUCUUCACGUUGACCGCAGCACCCCUUGUUCGCCUUUCUCUCACCAGUCGGACGCGCGCAUUGCUACUACUAUUCUUUCCACUGCUGCCUCACCGCUAUGCUGCGAUAGCGGCAGUCCAAGUCGAGCUCCCUGACGCCCUGGCUGCGAAACACUAUCGAGAAACACUGGGCCACCCGCGCGGGCACCACCGACCGCACCCCUAAACGACCCAUGGCGAGCUCCUUUGAGAAGUCGGUGAAGGGUGCGACGAAGAUCAAGCUCGCAGCUCCCAAGUCCAAAUAUGUCGAACACAUACUCGUCGCUACGCACGCGGGCGAGGCGGGCGUCGCCGAGAUCUUCCGAGCCCUGACGAACCGGCUGCGCGACUCGACAUGGACCAUUGUCUUCAAGAGCCUGAUCAUCGUGCAUUUGAUGAUAAGAGAGGGCGAGCCCGAGGUGACGCUCAAGUAUUUGGCGCAGAGUCCACACCGGAGACUGGCCAUCAAUCACUUUACUGAGGUUCAGACGCAAGGGCACAACAUACAGACAUACGCUGAGUACCUUCUCCGACGAGCGGUAGAGUAUGGCACAACGAGGGUGGACUAUGUACGGGGUGGCGAGGGCAGGCUUAAGCGGCUGAGCAUCGAAAAAGGCCUGCUUCGAGAGACAGAAAGCGUACAGGAGCAGAUACGAUAUCUGCUGAAAUGCGAGCCAUUCCAGGAUGAGCCGGAGAACGAGAUAACACUCACGGCUUUCCGACUGCUCACCAUGGAUUUGCUCGUGCUCUUCCACGUCAUGAAUGAGGGCACCAUCAAUGUGCUUGAACACUACUUUGAGCUCUCCAAGCCGGACGCGCAGCGAGCCCUCAACAUCUACCGGACCUUCGUGAAGCAGACCGAAGUGGUGGUCCAGUAUCUGAGCGUCGCUCGGUUACAUGAGCAUUCGACGAGGCUGGAAAUCCCGAAAAUCAAGCACGCACCGACUAGUCUGGCUCAUGCACUAGAGGAGUAUCUGAAUGACAAAGACUUUGAGAUCAAUAGGAGACAGUACCUGGCUGAGAAAGAGGCGAAGAAGGCCGGCGGAAAAGCAACGAACGGUACCAGCAAGCUACUGUCAGACUCGAAACCUACCACCGCAUCAACGAGCCAGCCACCGGCGCCCGCUAAACCAGCUGUCAGCUUACCGCUCAUCGACUUUUUCGAAUCGAUUAAUGAUAAUCAGCAGACAAUGGCCCAGCCACAGAUCCAGCAAUAUCCUCAGCAGACGGGUUUCCAGCAGCAACAGCCAGGUUUCCAGCAACAGCCGGGUUUCCAGCAACAACAGCCAGGUUUCCAGCAGCAGCAGACAGGAUACCAGCAACCGCCACUACAAAUUCCGCAACAGGCAACGAGCAUGGGGUUUGCCCAGCCUCAGCAGCCCUUCAGCCCCCAAAGCGGACAAUCAACGAAUCCGUUCGCUCACAUGCAGCAGUCUCAAAUGCAACAGCCGCAACAGCCGCAGCCACAGCAACUUCAGACCCAAUUUACCGGAGCUGGCUUUGGCGGCUACACGUCGCAACCUUUUAGUCCCCAAAACACACUCGCCCCGAUACCCCAGAAUGGCGUCCCUAACUUCUCACAACCACCAACACAGCAACUUCCCACAAUUGCCGAACCUCUACAGCCGCAGCAAACAUCAACCAACCCCUUCCGGCAGUCUAUGUUGCCUCCCAAUGCGACUGGUGUUGCUGAGCCGAAGUUACUCGGUAACCCUACGGGCGUAACUUCUCCUCUCGGUCGAUCACCCACCAACCCUUUCGCAAAACACAACAUCAGCUUCCAACCCUCCCAGUCCCCUUCUAGCUCAUCGCCAUUUUCCGUACCUUCCAUCCAAACCCCACAGUCGUCCUCACCAUUCGCGCCUCAACCGCAACAAAUGCAACAACAAUCGCUCCAACCAGCACCCACAGGCACCAAUCCCUUCGCACGCAAUCCGUCGCCCAUCCAGCACACGCCUUCACCGCAAGGCGGUCUCACCGUGCAUGCUACCGGUAGCACGAAUCCUUUCCGUCAAAGCGCAUUCGUAAACCAGCAAACGGGGCAAGGAUGGCAGAAUACCGGAAAUCAGGGAAUGUUAGGCGGCAUGAGUGUCGACCAAGUGCCGACAAUGAGUGUGUUUCCUCGACCUGGGCAGCAGCAGCAACAGCAGCAGCAGCAGCACGCGCCAAAUUAUCUGGGCUAGGGACCUCGAGGUUUGCGAGGCGGUGGGCUAGCGAGGAGCAAUACGGUUAUCUAGUGAUGUGUUCGCGACUCGAUUACUAUUA